This is a messenger RNA of Stomoxys calcitrans (stable fly), 1329 nucleotides long. It is a transcript of the gene Wdr92, whose product is annotated as dynein axonemal assembly factor 10. The record is from RefSeq and is a predicted model, not a curated record. The transcript has 2 exons. Bases 161 to 1279 code for a protein of 372 amino acids. Gene Ontology annotation, molecular function: ubiquitin binding. Lineage: Eukaryota; Metazoa; Arthropoda; Insecta; Diptera; Muscidae.
UCAAAUUUUACUUAACGCAGGCCUUUUUGUUCUCUUCAUAGCAACCCGGCAAACAAGUCAUCAUCAUCGACCAAACAAAUUUUCAAAACUAUUCUAGAAAAAGUUGUCCGAGCUCAGGCUUAUAGUCUUACCAGCUAGACAUUAAUAGCUCUAACUGAAUAUGGAUAAGCCUCAAAUGGUUGAGCAUCUACAUCAAUCAGUGAACUAUACUGUCUAUGAUACCAAGUGGAUACCAUGCUCAGCCAAAUUUGCGGUGCUAGGCUCCAAACCAAACAGCCAUGGAAUAUUGGAAAUAUACGAGCUAAAUGAAAAUAAAUUGGAAAAAAUAAAGACCAUAGAGAAGAAAUCGGCAUUUAAAUGUGGCACAUUUGGAGCUGCCUCAUUAAGGAAUCGACACAUGGCAAUAGGCGAUUUUCAGGGAAGGCUGCAAGUUUUAGAUUUAGAACGCCCAGAUAUACCAGUCUACAAUGUGGAAGCCCAUUCUUCUAUAAUUAACUGCAUUGAUGCCAUUGGAGGUAAGCAAAUCAAUUGUGGGGCACCGGAAAUUGUUACCGGCAGUCGUGAUGGGUCGGUAAAAGUAUGGGACAUACGCCAAGGCAUGGCUCCUGUUGUGGACAUGACUCCCGAACCCAAUGCUGACGGGGUCAAUAAUACCAAAAGAGAUUGCUGGGCUGUGGCCUUUGGAGACAGCUACAAUAAUGAGGAACGUUGUGUUGCUGCUGGCUAUGAUAAUGGCGAUUUGAAGAUGUUCGAUUUAAGGCAACUAUCUGUACGUUGGGAGACUAGCUUGAAAAAUGGCAUAUGUGGCAUUGAAUUCGAUCGGCGUGAUAUUGCCAUGAACAAAAUGGUGGUCACCACCCUGGAGGGAGGUCUACUUAUAUUCGAUAUGCGAACACAACAUCCCACAAAGGGCUUCACAAGCCUAGAAGAACGUAAUGCAGGACGUUCGGUGGGAUCGAAUGGUAUUAUCACAGGACCAAAGGCUACUGUUUGGUGUGCACGUCAUUUGCCACAAAAUCGUGAUAUUUUUGUCACUUGUGGUGGCACAGGUUCCAUACGCCUAUGGAAUUAUCAAUAUCCCGAAAAGAGGAUGAAGGAAGAUGCCGAUGGCUUUAAGGAGGGUGUUGUGGGAACUCUUGAAAUGCUGCAUGCUUCAACGAUUUCAACGCAACCAGUACACUGUUUCGAUUGGCAUCCCGACAAAAUGGGUUUGGCCGUUUGUGGAGCCUUUGAUCAAAGUGUGCGAGUGUUGGUGACGACAAAGCUUAAUUUGUAUUAGAACAAAUAAAUGUCUUUAGAAUAAAAUAAGUGAUAUAUUACUUAAACGGG